AAAUUUUAAGGCCUAAACCCCCCGUUUCAAGAACUAGGGUUAUCUUCCCCCUUGUGUUCUAGGGUUUCCGAGAUCGAGUGCCAUGGCGGACUUCGACGAGUAUGAGUACCUGGAGAAGACUGUGGAGGCGCCGGCCGCGGAAGAGAACAAGGAGAAGGAACAACGAAGCUCGCGUCGCCACGACAGAGACGGUGAAUCAGGAGAUCGGGACCGGGAAAGGGAGCGGUCAUCGAGAUCGGACCGCCGUGAUAAGGAUCGUGAUCACCGGAGAAGCCGGAGCAGGGAGAGGGAUCGAGAGAAGAAGGGGGAGAGCGAUAAAGAUAAGGAUAGGGCGCGAGAUCGGGAGAGAGAUGGAGAGCAAAGAAGCAGUAGCCACUCGAGGAGAAAUGAGAAGGAUGAGGACAGGGAGCGGAGGAGCAGUAGCCGCUCAAAGAAGCAUGAUAGAGAUGAUGAUCGGGAGAAGGACAGGGAACGGAGGAGUAGUAGCCACUCGCGGAGGCAUGAGGUGGAGCGAGAGAUGGAGAGGUCUCGAAGCAAGGAUAGGGCUUUAAGAGAAAGAGAGCGAGAACGAGAGCUUGAAAGAGAGUUGAGGGAGAGGGAGGGCAGGAGGUAUAAAGAUAAAAAAGAAGUCGUGGAGCUUGAAGCUGAUCCUGAAAGAGAUCAAAGGACUGUUUUUGCAUAUCAGAUGCCUUUGAAGGCAACUGAGAGGGAUGUUUAUGAGUUCUUCUCUCAAGUAGGAAAGGUCAGGGAUGUGCGCUUAAUUAUGGAUCGAAACUCUAGGAGAUCAAAAGGAGUUGGGUAUGUUGAAUUUUAUGAUGUAAUGUCAGUCCCAAACGCGAUUGCUCUGUCUGGUCACCUUCUUCUUGGACAACCUGUGAUGGUCAAACCUUCUGAAGCUGAAAAGAAUCUAGUUCAGUCUACCACUGCAGGGGCUGCAGGAGCUGCCGGAGUAGCUGCUCUCAGGAAGUUGUAUGUUGGAAAUCUACACUUCAGCAUCACAGAAGACCAGUUACGACAGAUCUUUGAACCUUUUGGUCCAGUGGAGCUCGUGCAAUUACCACUUGACCUUGAGACAGGACAUUGCCGAGGCUAUGGUUUUGUUCAAUUUGCACAAUUGGAACAUGCAAAAGCAGCUCAAAGUUUAAAUGGCAAAUUGGAUAUCGCUGGGCGGAUAAUCAAGGUUUCAGCAGUUACAGAUCAUGUUCCAGGGCAAGAUUCAGGCGCGGCGACAGAAUUGGAUGAUGAAGAUGGUGCUUUGUCAAUAAAUGCUCAAUCUAGGGCUAUUCUCAUGCAGAAGCUAGACCGCACUGGGACUGCAUCGAGUAUUGCAGAAUCCUUAGCAGUUCCUGCCCUUAAUGGUUCACUUACAAAUCCAUUGGGUCUUGGCCUGCCUGUAAACUUACAAGCUUCUUUGCCUACUCUUGUUCCUUCUGCGCUUCCUUCUAUGGUCACUGAACCUGUUGGCAAGGCGAGUGAAUGCUUGUUAUUGAAGAAUAUGUUUGAUCCAAAGACUGAGACGGAACCAGAUUUUGACUUGGAUAUAAAAGAGGAUGUCCAAGAAGAAUGUUCCAAGUUUGGUCGUCUUAGGCAUAUCUAUGUGGACAAGAACAGUGAUGGUUGUGUAUAUUUGUGCUAUGAGAGUGUUGCAGCUGCAACAAGUUGUCAACAGGCAAUGCACGGAAGAUGGUUUGCAGGAAGGUCAAUCUCCACGACAUUCAUGAGCCAGGAGGAAUACGGAGCCAAAUUCAAAGGGGUAAUCUAAUGUGGGCUUAAAACCUGGUUAGUUCUCCUUGCAGAGCCACAGGAGGGAAAUAUGAAGGCUAAAUUCAAGGGGGUUAUCUAUGUUGAUGCUCGUUGAAUCGUCAGGUACGGGUUCCCUCCCUCUGUGCUGUAGUGAUAAUUGUCUUUUUUUUACUUCCCCAAUUGCAUGUUUUUUCCUGACUUGAAUGACUUGUAACAUUGAAAAACUCAAUAUUUUGUGUCAUUUAAAAA
Messenger RNA from Dioscorea cayenensis subsp. rotundata (Guinea yam), 1992 nucleotides. RefSeq names its product RNA-binding protein 39-like. Gene Ontology annotation, molecular function: RNA binding. NCBI's taxonomy places the organism in Eukaryota, Viridiplantae, Streptophyta, Magnoliopsida, Dioscoreales, Dioscoreaceae. Gene Ontology annotation, biological process: mRNA processing. The transcript is spliced from 13 exons. The coding region runs from base 83 to 1762 and encodes 559 amino acids. Gene Ontology annotation, cellular component: nucleus. The record is from RefSeq and is a predicted model, not a curated record.